CAACACUGUUCGCCAGUUAGUCCUUAAGCUAUAGUGGUGUAAACUUGUUGACGAAAAGUCCCAGUGUGACCGGCGUGAGAGUAAUUGUCCGGAUUCCAAAGUUUUCUGUUUUUUGAUCCAAGAGACUUCCAAUAGCGCUUUGAGAUUCUGUAGAAUGACGCAGAGAAGUCAUGAAACAAUUCGUAGUCUUCUUCGAGGGCUACCACUCGGAACGAGUUACGAGAUUCCAUGGCAAGAUGAACCGAAUAACGAAGAAGCGUUUCAUGAGGUCAAUGAUAUCCAGGAUGCAGACGAAGAUACCGGGCUCGGCCACAAAGGCGAAAUUCCAAUGGAUGUCGAAUAUGAUUCAUACGAACAGCAGGCACAGCACGCGCAAGGACCAUGGCAUGGUCAGUUUGCGAUAGAAGGAAAAAAUAAUUACAAGUGGUACGCGAAUAAUUCGGAAAUACCAGUGCUACAGGUGUCAGAAAUUUCUUUUGCUAAACCGAAUGGCGAUGCGAAGAAUAUCAGAACACCACUCGAAGCAUGGAGUUUACUUUUUUCAAACGACUUAUUGGAUAUAAUCGUUCGGCAUACAAAUGAAGAAAUCCGAAGAAGAGCCGAGUACCAGAUUGAAGACCUUUAUCGAGAGACAAAUUUGGUGGAAUUAAAAGCCUUGCUGGGAUUAUUAUACUUCUCCGGAUUGGUAAGACAGAACCCCCCCUCCGAGGAUUUGUGGACACCACUAUUUGGAAUCGUUUCGUUCGAAUCUGCAAUCAAAAAACGUCGAUUUUAUUAUUUGUUAGCAUGUCUUACUUUCGACGAUAAGGCAACCAGAGUCGAACGACGAAAAGCGCAUGAAUUAGCGCCUAUAAAAGAAAUUUGGGAUCUAUUUAUUUUGAAUUGCACGCGAAACUAUUUUCCAUCUAAUUGCUGCACGAUUGACAAGCAGUUUCUAAAAUUCCACGGACAAUUUUGUUCGAAAGUCUACGUUCCUAAUAAACCAAACAAGUGUGGUAUAAAAAUCGUAUGCAUGAACGAUGCACAAACUUCGUAUUUAAUAAGCGCGGAGCCCUACGCAGGACGGAUUCCAACUCUCGCAGGUGAAUCUGUGCCGAACUAUUACGUGCGAAAAUUAUCAGAAUCAAUUCAUCAUACGGGGCGAAAUAUCACAUGCGAUAAUUGGUUCAUGUCCGUCGAUCUUGUUAGAGAAAUGAAAAUUCACUACAACCUGAGCAUGGUUGGCACUCUACGAAAAAAUAUGUGCGAAAUACCACCAUCGUUCACGCGAAACGGGACUCCUGGUACUGUUCGCUUCGGUUUCGCCGAAGGAAAUACCUUAGUUUCGUAUUGCCCGGGCAGUAAAAAAGUCCUUAUAUUAUUAUCAAGUUUUCACAAAACCGGACUAGUGAACGUUCUUACCGGAUCACCAGAAAUUCUAGAUUUUUACACCCGCACGAAAGAAGCCGCCUAUAAAUUCGAUCAGAUGUGCGAGACUUACAACACUGUUCGCCAUACUUCAAGGUGGCCGCUAAGAAUAUUUUUUGGUAUGUUGGAUUACGCUGGAGUCAAUUCCCUCGUAUUGUACAAUUUACAAGCGAAUAUGAUAAGAAGUCGAAUAAACUUCAUCAAGGAAUUGACUUACGCGCUAAUACAACCACAACUUCAAGCUCGCACUGAAUCGUUGGUACAGCAACCUGCUCUACCUUUGACGUUUCAAAAUAUACGAAAAGUUCAACCACAAAGACGCAAAACGCAUAAACAAGCACGGUGCGCAUUCUGUACGGAUGUAAGAUUAACAGCUGUUCGUUGUGUGCGGUGUGAAAGGCCUAGUUGCGAAGCCCAUCGAAUUACUGUUUGCAAAUCAUGUAACGAAGCCAUAUAAUUGUUUAUUUUGUACAUUUAGUAUUUGUUUUCAGUCAUAAUUUCUUGUUUAUACAUAAAUAAUAGUAUUUUUUACUGUAAAAAUGACCGUCAUUUAUUUUUAAUCAAAGUUCUCGACCGUUCUCUCUUUGAAAUUGCGCAUUUCCAAGUGAACCAAUAAUCACACUUGCUUCGGCAGGAACCAUCAGAGCCCGGUCUCUCUUGAUCAUAAAUAUAGGGUCUCCAUGGCCAGGAUCCAUGGUUAUAUGUUUCUCGUAUACAUCGAAUCUAUUUUUUCACUUUACUAUUCUUUCCGUUUAACAAGGCCUUGACAGCAAUUUAUUGUUGCACCGACAUCAAAUUUUUGCAACAGUCCCACUGUCGAAGGGUUUAAAGUUAUUCGGCUGUAUACACUGAUGCGUUUGGAUUUAUGCUUUUCUUUGCAAUUUCAUUUGUUUGCGGCACAUAGCAGGCAGCAUCUACGUACGGUUGAUCGUUUUCCUUGCUGCCAUUAGUGUAUAUAGCUGUUGCUUUGUUUUUAAUAUGAGUUGAUCAACUGCAUGAUUUGGAUUUUGACUAGUUUUGUACGCACUGGAGUCACUGUACAACUAUGAAAUGAACAAGAAGUUGAUUGAAUCAGAACAAAGAUGCGAAAAAAAAACGAAUUUUAACAAAACGGUAUUGAAAUCAUUUUCUAAUAAACCAGUAUCUAGUUGAUGACGUGGAGAGUAAGAAUGAAUCAUUCACAUCAGACUAUAAAGAACUAAAAACAAAUAUUUCGUAGCAAAGAAACAUUUAGUUGCGUUACUAACCGAACGUAUGUAUCUCAUUCAUUCUAAUUACACUUGUUCAAUGCAUCAGAAUAUAUAUA
Molecule: messenger RNA, 2713 nt
Organism: Neodiprion virginianus
Lineage: Eukaryota; Metazoa; Arthropoda; Insecta; Hymenoptera; Diprionidae
Exons: 2
Coding region: 155-1864 (569 amino acids)
Source: RefSeq, a predicted model, not a curated record